Molecule: messenger RNA, 2760 nt
Organism: Carassius auratus (goldfish)
Lineage: Eukaryota; Metazoa; Chordata; Actinopteri; Cypriniformes; Cyprinidae
Product: glutamate receptor 1-like
Exons: 16
Coding region: 1-2760 (919 amino acids)
Cellular component (GO): membrane
Molecular function (GO): ligand-gated monoatomic ion channel activity
Source: RefSeq, a predicted model, not a curated record
AUGUGGCAAAGCUUCGUCUUACUCUUCACCGGUUUGCUUGGGUUGUGUUCAUGUUCAAGUUUCCCAAGUAACAUCAACAUAGGAGGUUUGUUUCCAACCGACUCCCAUGAAUACGACGUGUUCCGUUUCGCGCUCUCUCAACACAAUGAUGUUCCUAAACUGGUACCCCAAGUGGACAUGGUGGACACGGGGAGCAGCUUUGCCAUGACAUACGCCUUUUGUUCCCAGUUCUCCAAAGGAGUCUACGCCAUCAUCGGCCUUUAUGACAGGAAGACCAUGAACAUGCUGAUGUCAUUCUGUGGCGCUCUACAUGUGUGCUUCGUCACGCCCAGCUUCCCCAUCAAUACCAACAACCAGUUUGUGAUCCAGCUGAGACCUGAGCUCCAGGAUGCUCUGAUCGCCCUUGUCGAGCACUACAAGUGGACCAAGUUCGUCUACAUGUACAGCUCCGACUCAGGUCUGACGGUGUUGCAAAAGAUCUUGGACACAGCUGCUGAAAAGACCUGGCAGGUGACAUCCAUAAACUUUGACACUCUGACAGAGGUGGCGUUCUUGAAAACCAUCCAAGAUCUGGAUGUGAAGAAGGAGUACAGGGUCAUUCUGGACUGUGAGCUGGAGAGACUCAACUCCAUCUUAAACUUGAUUGCGGCACAAAAAAAGAACUUGAAGAACUACCAUUUCAUACUAGCAAACCUGGGAUUUCUGGAUCUUAAUCUCACAGAGUUCAGGAACGGCGGUGCCAAUGUGACAGGCUUCCAGCUCAUGAACUACACAAACCCUACUGUCAGCAGGACAAUACAGCACUGGCUAGAGUUUGACAGUAAAGACUUGAAAAGUCCCAAAAGGAGGCUCAAGUACACUGGAGCGCUUACAUAUGACGCGGUGACUGUCAUGGCCACUGCCUUCCAGAACCUGAGAAAGCAGCACAUUGAUAUAUCUCGCAGGGGGAAUGCAGGAGAGUGUCUGGCUAACCCUCCUGCACCCUGGGGCCAAGGCAUCGACAUUCAGAGAGCCCUACAGCAGGUGCAAUUUGAAGGGCUUACAGGACAUAUUCAGUUUAAUGAAAAAGGACAUCGGACCAACUUUACUGUCAGCGUGAUGGAACUUGGCCCAAACGGACCCAAGAAAGUGGGCUACUGGAACCAACGUGAGAAAUACGUGAACACAGCUACUUACAUCAACAUGCUCAAUGAGACAUUUGGACUGCAAAACAGGACCUAUAUAGUCACCACCAUCUUGGAGUCUCCAUAUGUGAUGCUGAAGAAGAACCAUGAGCAGCUAGUGGGAAAUGACAAAUAUGAAGGUUAUUGUGUGGAGCUGGCUGCAGAGAUCGCCAAGCACGUGGGCUAUUCCUACAGGCUAGAACUAGUGGGGGACGGAAAGUAUGGAGCCAGAGACUCAGAGACAAUGAUGUGGAAUGGGAUGGUUGGAGAACUAGUGUAUGGGAAAGCAGACGUGGCUGUCGCCCCCCUCACCAUCACUUUGGUCAGAGAGGAGGUCAUUGAUUUCUCCAAGCCCUAUAUGAGCUUAGGUAUAUCUAUCAUGAUCAAGAAGCCCACCAAGUCCAAACCAGGUGUCUUCUCCUUCCUGGACCCAUUGGCGUACGAGAUCUGGAUGUGCAUUGUGUUUGCCUACAUUGGUGUGAGUGUGGUGCUGUUCCUGGUGAGUCGCUUCAGUCCGUACGAGUGGCAUGCAGAUGAUGAAGAGGAAGAAACGGAGCAGCAAAACCAAAACCAGAACCGACCACCGUUAUCAGAAACCAACCAGUCGCCAAGCCAGGACGCUCAGAAUCAGAAUCAGAGAGAGGAGAAGCAACCUGAACACACCAAUGAAUUUGGGAUCUUCAAUAGCCUGUGGUUUUCCCUGGGAGCCUUCAUGCAGCAAGGAUGUGAUAUCUCACCAAGAUCUCUCUCUGGUCGUAUAGUUGGAGGUGUGUGGUGGUUCUUCACUCUGAUUAUCAUCUCCUCCUACACGGCCAACCUGGCUGCCUUCCUCACUGUGGAAAGGAUGGUGUCACCCAUCGAGAGUGCUGAGGAUCUGGCUAAGCAAACAGAGAUUGCCUAUGGGACUCUGGAUGGAGGAUCCACCAAAGAGUUCUUCAGGAGAUCAAAGAUCGCAGUUUUUGAGAAGAUGUGGUCCUACAUGAAAUCUGCAGACCCUUCUGUAUUUGUGAAGACGACAGACGAAGGUGUCGUACGGGUGAGAAAGUCCAAAGGGAAGUAUGCUUAUCUGCUGGAGUCCACAAUGAACGAAUACAUUGAGCAGCGCAAGCCAUGUGACACCAUGAAGGUGGGAGGAAACCUGGACUCAAAGGGCUAUGGAAUAGCAACACCCAAAGGAUCUGCCCUGAGAAACCCAGUAAACCUGGCAGUGUUAAAACUGAACGAGCAGGGCCUGUUGGACAAAUUGAAAAACAAAUGGUGGUACGACAAGGGAGAGUGUGGCAGCGGAGGAGGUGAUUCCAAGGAUAAGACCAGCGCUCUGAGCCUCAGUAAUGUGGCUGGAGUUUUCUACAUUCUGAUUGGUGGGCUUGGGCUGGCCAUGUUGGUAGCCCUGGUUGAGUUCUGUUACAAAUCCAGAAUCGAGUCUCAAAGGAUGAAGCAAAUCAUUGAUGCGGCCAUGCUCAGCCCCACACUGAGUAGGAUGGGCACUGGUGGCGAAAACGGACGUGUGAUGGCCCAUGACUUCCCCAAAUCGGCACAGACUCUGCCCUGUAUGGGCCAGGCAGCUGCCAUGGGCCUCAGCACCACUGGGAUGUAA